AUGCAGAACAAACCCAGGCUGAUCAUUUCUGUGUUAUGUGUGUGCAUUUUAUUACUGCAUGCCCAGGAGCUGCAGGAUGGCACUAGGAAAAUUGAAGAUGUGGAUUCUAACUCAGACUGGUGCCUUUAUCCUCGUUGCAUGGCUGGCAACGUUUCCCCUAUAAGGAGAAGCACAGAGAUUGUUUAUACGGAGUCUGCCACUGGAAGGACUUCAAAUAAGCUACUGUGUAAAUGCAGGAUAACUGUGCCACAUGGGCUGUCCGACAGUCCUGCUGAGACUGAAUUUGUGUUGAGUGCAGAACUUCAACAAACUGACACAAAUGCACCCAAAAUGCAAACUGGGGCUAUUCGCCAAACCAGGUCUUUCAGUGACACACCUGAGCAGGUGAGGCUUGGACAUGAGGAUGAACCCAUCUCUAGGGGCGCUAGAAGCAAAAGAGGCACAAAGGAAAAUUCUAGGACUAAAAAUAAAGAAGACCCAAGCGAUGAUGACAAUAGAUUAUUGAUGGAUUUAAAUUACACUUUGCAAAACCAGAACGCGGUCAAGGAGACAGAGCCCCAUUCUCUGGCCUUGAACGGUUCAGUCAAUAUUGCCACCAAUGAUGUGAAAGUGUUUUCCGAUAAUAUGGAAAUUAAUCAAGCUUUGGUACCAAAAAAUACCUCAAACAAGCGACCGCACAUAAAAAACCCUUUUUAUCCAAUAACGGACGAUUCUUACGGUGCCUACGCAGUCAUGUGUCUGUCCAUUAUUAUAUUUGUUAUUGGGAUUAUGGGUAACAUGGCCGUUAUGUGUAUAGUCUGCCAUAAUUAUUACAUGAGAAGCAUAUCAAACUCACUGCUGGCAAACCUGGCCUUCUGGGACUUUCUCAUCAUUUUCUUCUGCUUGCCUCUGGUGAUAUUUCACGAACUUACCAAGAAGUGGCUACUGGAAGAUUUCUCUUGCAAAAUUGUACCAUACAUUGAGGUAAUAUUUCGAACUAUAUAGAAUUGUAAAUUACUUGGGUAGACCUCUAAACUGGCAUAUAAAAUACUGCCUCUCUUCCUCUCCAUUUUUACCCCAUCCUCUAUCUUUCUUGCUAUCUCUCCCUUCUUUUUCUGUUCGUCCUCUCUUCUCUGUCUCUUUGUUUGUGUUCUCUCUCUCUAUGUCUGCCCGCUCUUUUUUCUCACUGUCCCUGUCUCUUUUUCUGCUCUGCCUUUCUGUCGUCUCUCUUUUUGUCUUCUAUCCAUCUGUCCACCCAUUCAUCCCCCUCUUAUUUUCCUCCCUUCUCUCCUUCCCUCUCUCCUUCUCUAUCUCAACUCCCCUUCCUCCUCUACCUUUUUCUGUAUCUCUUAUUGUAACCAAUCUCAUAUUCAUAUAACAAUAUUAAAAUCCUGCACUGCCAUCUGUCUUCUUAUCUACUGUACCCGCAUCCACCAACGCUCCCCCAAUAUUAAUAACAAUAGCAAAGAGCUCAAGUUUUGGUGCAGUCACCAGAAUACAAUCCCCUCUCCAUCCCUGAAGCUGACUGUCUGCUUUGAGUCACCAUGCAUAUUUGUUCCUUAUUUAAAAGUGACCCAGCCUUAAAUCAGUGCCAGGCUGUUGGCACUUGUUUUUGUACCUUUGCCAAGCAAGCUUGCAGCUAGUUGGCAAAAAUCCACCGCCUUUCACAUUGUGCAUGAUCAAGUAAAAUGGUGCAGCAACAGAUUUUAUUCUAAUCAUUUUAAUGGGAGCCAGCAUCCAACAAAUAUUGGUGCCCACUUUUCGUAGAGCGUGCACAACCAGUUAAUGUUCCAAACAGUUUCUGAAUCAUAACAGGAUCGAGCAUAUCUGGCACUAAAUACAAAUGCAUUUUUUCAAAAUUGGUCACAGGCUGUAACACGUUAAUUCUGAUUUUCUGCUGCAUACGUCUUGCUUUUUAUACUAAAUUAUGAGUCAAAUCUUUUGACAUAUCUGCUGCUUCAUUAUUCUAAUGCAGUCGUUAUCAGGGAAUUUCAAAAGAUGAAUUAGAUUUACACUUAAUUACUCUGCAUUGUUUUAAAUGCUAUCUGAGUUAGCCAUUACUAGUAAAGAAUAUUUAUGGCAUAUUGAGUUUAACAUUUUGAACCUUAAAAAGACAUGAUAAAGCUUCCUGUUCCCAGAUAUUUGCUGAGCAAUAAGUGAAAAGUGAUUGUAUUUUACUCUUCAACAGGUAAAAAUGAAGACAACAUUAACUGUUUAACAUAUUCGUGUUUAGUUUUGUAUAAAGGUCCCCAUGAUAUGACAGAGUACACAGAAUGAUUUGGAUGGUGACAUUAUUUUUUAUUCUAGAAUUUUGAAGCUACGGUUGAAAAUUUAUUUAGAGAUUUCACAUAGAUGGACUAGAAUUGUUUGUUAUUUACCUCUCACGAGCACAUAACAACUUAAUGUAUCUUACUUUACCCUUUGUUGUUAGUAAACAUUUUAUUAUAUGUUUGUUCUGAUUUGUGAAUGUUCAAGUAAUUCAGUGAAGAAAAUUAGAUAUUCAUUUACCAUAUGAAACAGACGAAAAAGAUAAUCUGGCCACGCCUAUUUGCACCAGCAACAAAUGGACAAAAAAGUUAAAUAAAAAAACUGUCAUAUGUAGUUCUCUGAAUAACAAGCCUUGAGUCAGAGUAUAUCAUAAAGUAUGUUUAAAGUACCUACCUGUAUGAGCUAAUGUAAGUCUAUAAUGCAGCUCCAAUCAUCCUAUUUGGUGACUGGAACUGCAACUCAGGGGUGAGCUGGUAUUCCCGAGAACCACUGUAGUUAAAGGACCACUCUAGGCACCCAGACCACUUCAGCUUAAUGAAGUGGUCUGGGUGCCAGGUCCCUCUAGCAUUAACCCUUUUUUUUUAUAAACAUAGCAGUUUCAGAGAAACUGCUAUGUUUAUAAAUGGGUUAAUCCAGCCUCUAAAGCCUCUAGUGGCUGUCUCAUUGACAGCCGCUAGAGGCGUUUGCGUGCUUCUCACUGUGAAAAUCACAGCGAGAACACACAAGCGUCCAUAGGAAAGCAUUGCAAAUGCUUUCCUAUGAGACUGGCUGAAUGCGUGUGCAGCUCCUGCCGCGCAUGCGCAUUCAGCCGAAGGGGAGGAGAACUCCCCGCCCGGCGCUGGAAAAAAGGUAAGAUUUAACCCUUUCCUCUCCAUCCAGCCUGGCAGGAGGGGGUCCCUGAGGGUGGGGGCACCCUCAGGGAACUAUAGUGCCAGGAAAACCCCUUUAAGGGGUUGAUGGGAUAUAAUCAGUCCCCACAAUCCUGAUUGGAUUGUUUUUUGUUUCAUUUUUUUCUAAUAUAAUAUUUGAAUGCUUUAUCUAUAUAAUGCAUUGAAAAUAUGGAGUCAUGGUUUAGCUACACAAUUAUUUUAAUAUAUUCAAUAUUUCAGGUUUUAAAUUAAAAAUAUAAUUAUAAAAGUAUUAAAUGUGCUGAUUCAUUUUGUACAAAUUUUUUUUUCUCUAUUUUGAGUUUUUCUAGGUGUAAACUUUGAAAGACAAUGUGUACUUGUAGCUGAUAAUUACACAAAACGUCAUAAUGUGCAUCAUAAGUGAGAGAAUGUUAUCUUUGCAUUAUUAAAUUAUUAGGUGUAUUGUUGAUCCACAUGGCCCCCAUCAUAGGGUGCCGUACACCUGUACAAGUGUGAUGCCAAUUUAGAAUCAUGUUUUGUCACUGAAUUGUGUUUAGGAUGAAGAAUUGGAACACUUGUUUUUGUUUUUCUUAUAGAUUAGUUCAGUGAGUGAACAAUUUGAAAAAUCUACGGCAGAAUAUUUUGGAAUAAGUAUUGUGAGUUGAUUGUCAUAAUAGUGUGCAUAAUUAAAUCAAUUAUUUGAAGAUGAAAAUUCUAUUAAAUUGUUAAAGGGACACUAUAGUCACCAGACAACUUUAGCUUAAUGAAACUUGUUUUUGUGUAUAGAGCAUGCCUCUAAAGUCUCACUGCACACCUCCCCUGACUGACACAGACUACACAAAAUCAAUUGUUUCAUUUUCAAUCAGAUGUAACUUCAGGAGUUUUAAUCUGUAAAUUGAACUUUAAUCACACACAGGAGGCUCUUAUAAUGUCUAGCUAGUAAUUAACAGAGCAGGGGCUAAGACAUUCUACAUUAAACAGACUGUGCAAAAAGUAAGUUUGAACAUUAGAUCUCUCAAUACAGGAAGUGUCUAGGAAGGCUGUGCAAGUUACAUGCAGAGAGGUGUGGCUAGGACUGCAUAAGCAAGGUGAUUUAACUCCUAAAUGGCAGAGGAUUAAGCAGUGAGUCUUCAGGGGCAUGAUCUAUACACCAAAACUGCUUCAUUAAACUAAACUUGUUUUGGUGAUUUUAGUGUUCCUUUAAAAAAAGAGAAUUGUACAUGGCCAUCUUAUCAUAAAGGUCAGAGUCUGUAUCUUUGUAGUGCAUAUCCAUAUCUCAUAUAGCAUUAGGAAACACAAAGUUUGAACUUUGUCAGCGGCAUCCCAGAAUUCUAUGUGCUGCUCUUUAACAUGAUAUGAUUGACAGAACAUGACUGCAAGAGCUUCACGUCUGUGAUAUGCAGUUUGCGCAUCUGGUUUAUUUGAGUUUAAUGGGAACUCCCCUUAACAGAACCUUAAAACAAAAACAAAACAAAAAAUGUAAUUCAUGAUGAUACUGUCGCAAGGAGUUCCCAUUACUGUCAAGAUGAAAAAAAUUUAAUCAAAUAUGCUUUGGUUGAUGAUCCUUCGAGCAAGCAGACAGUGAUGUUGGGGAAUAGGGAUUUAUACGUGUUGCUAACAGAAAAGGUUUGUAAAGUUCUAAAAGUGAAGCAGUUCCCAUGCAAACCGAUGGAAGUGACAUGGAAUGUUCUACUGCUUUCUAUGGUAAAUGUUACCCAUAUGCUGUUAUAUCUCCCCAUCGUUAAAAGUGUAGGGUGCAAUUUACAUGAUCCUGAAAAAAAUGGCUUCCAAACCAAAACAAGAUGUGAGCUAGCAAAGUUGAAUGGCAAUAGGUAAAAAUAUUAAUUAUCUAUUCACGGAAAGCUUUUUUUUUAUAGAGAGAGAGAUGGGUAUACAGUAUCUCUACAGGGCUAAUACUUGCAAUAGGUCAAGACUGCCCACCAAUAAGAAAUGAUUUCAAAAAUAUAAAGCUGAACGUUUUAGAUGGGGAAUAUGUAAAAGCACACCUGCCUUCCUUCAAUAUAAAGAAACGGCAGUAAAAAUCAGUCUCAAUAACAACACAAGCAACCUUUCAUAUAUCAAUAUCAUGUAUAGGUUUGGAUCAGGUAAGGUUCGGGUAGGUUUAACAAGGCGAUUUAUAUAUAUUGUUUUAACAGAAUUGCCAGUGAAUGUGUAGAUUGGAAGGUAUAAGUACCUGAAGCUUGUUUUUGUCUGUAAAAUCACAACACUAAUGCAACCAUCCGCAAGUGGUUAGUGUGACAAUUCAACCAAAAACAGUCUAAGGUUGUAAUGGUUAAAUGCGUUUUGAAAGAUCUUGUUACAAUAUAUGAUUCUGUCCAAUCUUAUAUAUAUUAUUAUUAUUAUUAUUAUUAUUAUUAUUAUUAUUAUUAUGGUACUUAUAUAGCACCAUCAUAUAGAAAGGGCCCCUCAGGGUUCUGUGAUAAAGUUGCACUCCUCAGCUCCUUAUUUGUUUGAUAUUUGUGCUGGGUUUAUUGGCUGUUUGUGAUUGAUAUUUUAUUCAGAUAGAAAUAUGCAUGUAGGUCCAUGUGUGAAUGCAGGGUUGUAUUUUUUGUGGAGUCACACAGUCCCAGGCACAUAGUCACACACACAGUUACAGGUAUGUAGUGAAACACACAGUUACAGACAAACACACAGGUAUAGGAAGACAGUCACACACAAACAGGUACAGGCAGUCACACACACAGUUAAAGGUAGCCAGACACACAAAGUUACAGGUAGUCAGUCACACACACACACUUACUUACUUACAGGCAGUCACACACACAUUUGCAGGCAGUCACACACACAGUUGUAGGCAGUUACACACACAUUUGAAAGCAGUCACACACACACACAUUUGCGAGCAGCCACACACAGUUACAGGGAGGUACACAGUUACAGGGAGGCACACGUGCACACACACACAUAGAUAAAGACAGACUGUUACCUCUUUCCAUUAUUAUUAUUAUUAUUAUUAUUAUUAUUAUGCCAUUUUAUAUAGCGCCAUCGAAUUCCGCAGCGCUUUACAAUGGGUGGACUAACAGACAUGUAGUUGUAAUCAGACAAGUUGGACACACAGGAACAGAGGGGUUGAGGGCCCUGCUCAAUGAGCUUACAUGCUAGAGGGAAUGGGGUAAAAUGACACAAAAAGGUAAGGUUGGUGUUAGACUAGUGGGACUGGAGGGAGAGCAGGGCCACAGUGGAGGUAGGUGGAGGAGCAGGGGGCAGUGUAGUGGUAGGUGGGUGAGCAGGGGUAGUGUAGUGGUAGGUGGGGGAGCAGGAGCACAGUGGGCAGGUGGUGAGCAGGGGCACAGUGAGCAGGUGGGGGAGCAAGGGUAGUGUAGUGGUAGUUAGGGAAGCAGGAGGUACAGUGGUGGUAUGUGGUGGAGCAGGGUUAGUGUAGUGGAAGGUGGGGAUGCAGGGGACACAGUGGAGGAGGGUGGGAAAGCAGGAGCAGUGUGUUGGUAGGUGGGGAGCAGGGGUUGUGUAGUGGUAGGUGGGAGAACAGGGGCACAGUGGGCAGGUGGAGGAGCAGGGGCAGUGUAGUGGUAGGUGGGGGAUCAGGGUCAUAAUGGGCAGGUGGGGGAGUAGGGGCACAGUGGGUAGUUUGUAAGCAGGAGCACAGUGGGCAGGUGGGGGAGCAGAAUAAGUGUAGUGGUAGGUGGGGGAGCAGGGGGAACAGUGAGGUAGGGGGAGCAUCGGGCAGGUUGGGGAUCAGGGGCAGUUUGGUGGUAGGUGGGGGAGCAGGGGCACAGUGGGCAGAUGGGGGAGAUGGAGCACUGUGGGUAGGUGAGGAUCAGGGGCACAGUGGGCAGGUGGGGGAGCAGAGGCAGUGUAGUGGUAGGUAGGGGAAAAGGGGCAGUGUAGUGGCAGGUGGGAGAGCAGAAGUAGUGUAGUGGUAGGUGGGGGAGCAGGGGAACAGUGGUGGUAAGUGGAGGAGGAGCAGGGAGCAGGUUGGUGAGCAGGGGCAGUGUGGUGGUAGGCGGGGGAGCAGGGGCACAGUGGGUAGGUGGGGGAGGAGGGGCAGUGCAGAGCUAGGUGGGUGAACAGGGGCUGUGUAUUGCUAGGUGGGGGAGUCCUUCCUGCUUCCCCUCACUUACCAGGCAGUGGGUUUGUCUGCAUUUAGCUCCGCCUGUUGCAUAGCUCAGCCCCCUGAUGUUUUCUAUGAUAGUCCUCCACCCGAGUGCCGAGUGGCCAUGCUACACAGCGCGACCAGCAUUAUAGAAGUGCUCUGAGCACCUCCUCACAUCAGUCACUCGGGGCAUGUGGCGCUAUGUCAGCCGCAUGGUGCUCCCUACUGCCACGGCGCCCUGUGCAGCCGCACAGCUCGCACACCCUAAGGCCUGCCUUAUGUGUGUUGGGUAUGUAGUUUGAAUAGGGAACACAGUGUGGUGUGGGAUAGAAAUGUAGUGAGUGUAGGUUAUGCAGCGUGUAGGGAAAACAGUAUAGUGUGGGAUAGAAAUGUAGUGUGUGUGUAGUUUAUGUAAUUUGUGUAGGGAACACAGUGUUGUGUGGGAUAGGGAUGUAGUGUGUGUGUGUGUGUGUGUGUAGUUUGUUUAGGGAAUACAGUGUGGUUUGGUUUAGGGAUGUAGUGUGUGUGUGUGUGUGUAGUUUGUGUAGGGAACACAGUGUGGGGUGAAAUAGGGAUGCAGUGUGUGUAGGGAACAGAGUGUUGAGUGGGAUAGGGAUGUAGUGUGUGUGUAGGUUAUGUAGUUUGUGUAGGGAACAUAGUGUGGUGUGGGAUAGGGAAGUAGCUUAUGUAGUGUAUAGAGAAUAUAGUGUGGUGUGGGUUAGGGAUGUAGUGUGUGUGUGUGUGUGUGUGUGUAGUUUGUGUAGGGAACACACUGUGGGGUGGAAUAGGGAUGUAGUGUGUGUAGGGAACAGAGUGUUGAGUGGGAUAGGGAUGUAGUGUGUGUAGAAAACAUAGUGUGGUGUGGGAUAGGGAUGUGGUGUGUGUGUGUGUGUGUGUGUGUGUAUGUUAUGUAGUUUGUGUAGGAAACAUAGUAUGGUGUGGGAUAGGGAUAUAAUGUGUGUGUAGGUUUUGUAGUUUGUGUAGGGAACACAAUGUGGAUGGGAUAGAGAUUGUUUGUCUGUAUGAGAGUAUAACAUUUAAAUGAGGGGUGGGAACAAAUCAAUUUUUUUUAAUUCAUUUUUUAUUUUUUAUUUUUUUAAUUAAUAAUUUCGCUUUUUAAAAUAAAGUUGAUUCUCCCCCUCUUUCUUGCAUAUCUUUGGCCAGGAAGGGGGGAAAACUGAUCCCCUUGUGAUCGCCUUCUGGUCUUUGCCAGCCUUUCAGUUCUGCAUCUUCACUGGAUGCAGAGCAGGAGCCUUAUUCUCAUGAGCUCUGCGCUAAUGGUAACCCGCAGCAACCUUCUAAAUGCAGAGCUCGCAAGAGUAGUGUUACCUGGCGAAGGUGCCCCCUCCUCCAUGUCAGGCAGACAUAGAACCAGUAAGGGAGAUCCUCAAUCUCCUCACCGGCCAAUAAAGACGCAAGUCUCCUUCUCUAAAGGUGAGCUGGCGGAUGCACUGAGGUAGUGCCGGACCUAGUUAUUGUGAGCUGUGUCGGCUGCCCCUUGCCCCUGUCGCCAUUGCACCCUGUGCGGCCACACUGCUCGCGCACCAUAAAGGCCUGCCCUGUAUGUGACUGGGCUACGGUAAAGACGUUAUAUUUGGUUUAUCACUUUCAGAUUGUUAGAUUUCCAAUUUAAAAAAAAAAAAACUGUGAAGAAAGCUACAUUUCAUAAUUUUAAAUGUUUUCCCAAAAGCUAAAUUUUUCGUGAGAAAAACACAGCCACCCCUCCCAUAAUCGCAAAAACACCCUCAGGUUUAUUUACAAAAAUGUGAAAUGUCAGAAAUUCAUCAUAAAACUGCACAUUGUAGGCAAAAACAUCUGAGGGAAACAUUCUCCAAGAAACCUAUGUUUUCAGCUCUGCAAUAAUAAUAAUAAAUAUAAUAGUAAUCACAGCAAAUUAUCCUCCCAGUUUGCCUAGUGCAAUGUAGCCGUGCACUGCAGUACAAUGGAGCGUCUAUACAUUGUACACACCAAUAAAGUUUGCCAAUAAUAAUUAAAUGUCUAAUUACAGACUAUAUCUCCACCCUUCAACUAUGUCCUUUGGCUAUUGGGAUGCACUGUUCUUCUCAAUUGCCCAAUUCUAAAUGAGCGGUGCUUCUGAGACAUUUAAUAUAUUUAGGAUAGAUAUCAGCAAAAUCAUCCAUACAACUGAGUUUCCUUUCACGGGUAUAAUUGUUAUAUUAUGAUCUAUAUUGGCGAUAGAGGUUGGAAGUGCUGGGCAAUUCACUAAAACAAACUUCAAGCCUUGACAGUGCUGGAUCCAAAACAGUGCUACAUGCAGGUCACUGGAAAGGAGUUUACCUCCCUAUGCAAAUAUCUUGGUUUUCUUGAAUUGAAUUGACACCCCUACAUAUAUCCAACAUCUCCCUUCAGCCACACUUUGCUUGUUUUUUUUCCGCUAGUUUCUCGCUCUGUCAAUUUCCCUCUUCCUUCAUUCUGCCAAUUUCUUUUAUCAGUGUCUUUCUAGUUGUCUCGACACUGAAUGAGUCUCUGCUCUCCAACUUUCUUUCUCUUUUCCACUAUUAUUUUCCUGGUCUGUCUUUUCCUUCUGUUGCUUUCUCACAAGUCCGAGGGUGUUGACGGUUGCAAACGGGGUUGUACGUGUAUGUGUGGAGGCUGAUUGUAGCACAGUAUCUUUAGGAGGGUUUUGUAUGUUAUGAGCAUAUGAGCAUUGGUUUAAUGUGUGUGUGUGUGUUUGUGUGUGCGCACACACAUAGGCUGUUGGAGGGGUAGCUAUGGGUGUUGUGUAUGGUACCUGUGAGUGGGGUGCGAAUGUAUGUAGUGGUUGUGAUUGGUGUUUGGGGUGGUUGUGUGGCUUGAGUGUGGGUGGCUGUGUGAGUUGACUAUGAGGAGUGACUGUAAUAAUGUUGCGCUCUCCUGCUUAUCUGUGAGUGGGGGAAUCUCUGGUGGUCCAGUGCAAGCAUUCCCAGCAGGCUUACAAUUGGUUUGGUGGGGUUGUGUGGUCUGUAUCUCGAGCACGUGGAGAUUACAGUCAGCAGUCCUUCCAGUCUGAAAGCAGUGUUUUGAGACAUUCAGUGCUGGGACCACAAGGGAUUGCUGACCGUCAACUGCAACUGCUGUCUCAGCUGUUGAGGGGACAAAGGGUCAGUCAGAUAGAUCUUUUGAUUUCCACAUCUUCAGUAAUCACCCGGCUCUCUUCCAAAUGAUACACAAAUGAUGAACAUUUCAUAGAAGGAACCUGAAGAAGAUGUGGUGCACAGUAGUCAUACAAUAAUAUUCUGCACAAAUGGUUUGUUGAUUUCAAGUCUAAAACAGGCUCACUAUUUUUUUCAUAAAAGUAGAAUCUUUAUAACAAAUUAUCUGUAUAUUGCACUGGAAUUAAUUAGAAAUUUCAUAUUAUGUACAUGGCAUUUCAUAACACACCUAGAUGAAGAUCUUUGGAAUACACUUCUGUUUUACAAAAUCUUCCAUGUACCCACAUUUAUUGAAAGAAUAAACGUAAGAGAAAAAAUAAAUUGGUCCUCCUGUCCAUUAGAUAAACAGCGCUACUUGUAAAUGUAAAGCUUAAAGUAGGUGGUGUCCCAAAAAGUGAAUAUUUUUAACUAAUAUUUCCCAAACCAUUAGUACAAUCCCUUUUAGAUUGGUCAAUGUAAUAUGUAGCAAAAAUGUGAACAUGAUUUUUUAAAUGUUCCAUGUGACAAACUCGUAACCAUAAAUGCUGACUGGUAGCAAUGCAUCCAGUAGCGAUAUUUCUUUUAACAACUAAUACAUUAAAACUCAAUCACAGAUCGUAAUCAAAAUGUCUUUAUGUUUUUUUAGAGUUCCACAUCUACUAAUGAAUUCUAUGGCCUUUAACAAUAGAGCUCUGUUAUAACAUCUUUUGCCAAGUAACAGUGCCUUUUGUUAUCUGAAUGGUGGGAAAGUACACAAGUCUUGUUAAACCAUUAAUCUUUUGUUUUACGUUAUCCUCUGAAUGAUUGUUUUGUAAGAACAUCAUUUAUGUGGCUUUGUCCUCGGUACAAUUUUGGAAGUUGGGAACCAGCUCCUAGUAACUCGGAAAAGAUAUGAGGAUGUAACAGUACUAUGCUGCUUUAGACAGUCCAUCUGAAAUACGAAUACUUGUGAUUACUUUGUUUUGGGCAAAUUCUGAGUAGUUUUGAUGCUCUCCCUAAAAUUGUAUUAGUAAUGUAAAAGCUUAUACUGCUUUUAGUGUAGAAUAAGAAUUUUCUUGCAACUACAUUGACAGAAAAUGGACAGGCUUAAUUUAUGCAACAAUAUUGAAACAAAGAAUGUAUUUAAAUAGGAAAUAAACGUUUCAUCAUCUUUAGAUCAUCAAGCAGCUUGCUUGUAACCAAAGCAAAUUGCGUAGAUUAUUUUAAAGGGAUACUUCAGGGUUCUACAAAAGAUAGGUGCAACUUUAAGGUUAGGUUACAAAUGAUGGGUAGUAAUCAGCCUUUUUUAUAUAAUAAAUUGUUUAGCUCUAUAAGUCUCCAAUUCUAUAUCAGGUGCUCCAAUAAUACCGAUGUAGCUGGUGUAAGCAGUUUGGCCAACAAUAGUUUCUGUGCGUUAAAGUUUAACUGUUAGCUUUAUACUAAAUGCCAAUAAUACUAUGGAAAGCUGAGAAUUGAAACACCACUACCAGAACCCCUGCUCUGUCCAGAAAACACUGCUGCGCAGCACAUCCAUAGAAAGUAAUGAUUGGCUGAGUAAUUUCCUGGUCUGGGCAGGCCUUUGCUGAAACUACAAAUCACAGUGAGUUACAAAGAAAAUGGCAAAUUUAAAUGUAUCUUUAUAAUUUUAUUUGAAUAUUUUAUUCUGAAAUCCAUUAAAAAAGAAUAGACUGGAUCCAAACUAGUGUCUCCUUAACCCCUUAAGGACACAUGACAUGUCUGACAUGUCAUGAUUCCCUUUUAUUCCAGAAGUUUGGUCCUUAAGCCAUUAUUAUCCUAAGUCAUAGAACACUUUUUAAGCACUAUCCCAUCUAGCAAUACUUUUCUACUGUGUAAGUCUGAUUAUUCACAUCACUCUUUUCUAGUGUUCAUUGUUUUGGUCUCAGAAAAGUAAAAUGGCUUAAAUAUACUAUGUAAAUUUUAAACAUUUUUUCCUGUGCUAGCAUACAUUAUUUAAUAGAGUAAUUCCAUCUGCAUAUACAUUGUAUGUGCUUACUCCUUCUCUAACUGCAAGCCAUUCACACUGGAUUGCAUAAAAUAUAGUACAAUUAAUCCCACUUACCAUCUGAUUCAUUCACUGCUGGUCCUCUCCCAGCUUGUCUGAAACAAAAAACGAGUUUCUCUGCUGACAUUUUAGACAGUUCAUCUGCUUAAUGCAGAGAGACUGAAAAUAACAUUACCUUGUUCUCUUUCCCACACUGUAAAGGGUCCCAUGCCCAUUGCCAUGUGUAGACAACCUGGACAUGAGGAGGCAAAGCCCUAAGUAUAAAUUUGUUUAAAGUGAUAAUGGUGCCUGGAGUCUGCAUGUGCAGUGUUUCACUUUGAAACAUUGCACAUAUAGAGUUUAACCACUUAGCUGCCAGAGAUAUAACUCCACCUCCAGCAAUGUCAUUCUUCAACCCAGAACAAUGUUUCGGGCUUGCUAAUUUUAAUUCUGUGCAAAAUUGAUGUCUGAUACCAGCACACACAGAAUGCCGGUGUCAGGAAUGGGAUGGGACCCAACACGCAGAAUGUAGACAAAAGGUAACUUAUACCGUACCUUAGAAUGGCCGGACUAACAUAUAAGAACAAGGAGUAGUCAAAUUUAAGCCGAGGUCAAGGAGUACAUAGAUCAGGAUAAACGAGAAUACUAAGGCCGUGUCAAAGGAGUAUAGAAUGAAGAGUAGUCAAAAACGGAGCUGAAGUCAAAAGCUAGAAUAAUGAAUAGAGAUAAAGCAUUAUAGGGAACAAUUAUGAACCACAACAGGGCAAUGAAUCUAACCCUGUGAGUCCUUUUUAUACUGUGGCUCGUUAGAAUGGUAGCCACCCCCCAAAACGCCCAAAUCCAAAGAUUUUGGCAGGCCGUAAAACAUUAACAUCAUGACGUUGACGCACCCUCACACAUCAUAAACAGGGGCGUGGCUAUAUCGCGCCUGGCGUGAAAAACGCUGGAGAAAGAAGAGAGGUGCUAGAGAGGACCUACUUCCUUCUGUAAAAGGUGAGUACCAUGUGGGACAUUCCUGGUCACCACAGAAGGAACCCUGACAGCCAGCACCUGAGAGCAAAUGGUGUCACCCUUCAUGUCCUCCCACUAAACUCACCUCCACUCCAUUACCAAGUACAUGUCCUUUCAGUCCUUCGUUCCUGACCUCAAUUUCCCUCCAGCGUGGGGAAGUGACAUCAGCCAUGGAAGAUCAGGCUGAGGGGAGAACAUGGACUCGAUGAUGGAAUGGAGGUGAGUUUUAGUAUUUAGUUAAAAAAAAACUUGGGGGGAACACUCAGAAAAGCUUUCUCUACUCAAAACGAGUGUUUUAUAAAAUAGGUAUUUAAAUAUUGUUAGAUUUUUAUUUCUGUCUCAUAUGCUGUAUGUUGAUCUGUUGUGUUGUGUUAAUUUUGCUGUGCUAAUUUUGUGAAGCUGUAAUCUGUGUGAAAUAUUGCAGUAAAAGGGAUACAGUAGUUUCUCAGACAUUAUGCUCCCAGUACUUCAACAAAGAACAGAAAUUAAAAAUGUAAACUUUCCAAAUUUAGAUAAUUGUUUAACUAUCCCUAAUAUAAACACAGCCAAUGUAUCAAACUGUUCCAUUAACAUAAUUCUUUAUUACGAAUAAAGGCUACUUUUUGUUUUUCACAAAAUAAUUAUUAGUGAAGGGGUUAAAAUUAAAGCAAGAUAAUGCUAAGCAUCCAGUAGACACUGUUUAUAACUAAACACAAUCUAGCCCUUAUUGUCUCACACAAUGGUAGCAGAAUAAUUUACAAUGAAUUCAUUAGUCUGUUAGUAUUUACUAAAGUGCUCAAAAUCACUCGCUGAUUAUGUAAAUUCAUUAGGAGUGAAAACAAGGAGAUAAGCAAACUGUAGCGUAAUCACAGAGUGAGAUCAGCAGUUCAGUUUCCUAUGUAUAAUUUGUAUGUGUUUAUUAAUCCAUGCUAUCCGCUGAUGGGUAUUAUUAAAAAAAAUAUAUUGUUUCUUUAUUUUUACUAUUAAAAUCGCAGACAGCAGGAUAAUUUAACUUUUAAUAACUGUGUAAUAUUUUAUCAUUUUAGUUACAUAGGCUGGUAAUAGCUUGGAUCAACAGCAAAAAAACAGAUGUGGGGAAGGCUGACCUUGAUGGUCGCGUCUCUUUUCAGCCUAAUUAUGAAUUGUGUGCCGCAGGCCCUGGUAUCAGGUGCUAUAGAGCACUUACAUGCACUUACGGGCUAGCGCCCAUUGGCAUGUCCUGUGGCCUGCAAAGAUCACAGAGAGCCAGGCACCCCCACAUCAUUCCAUCGCUCACACUUAUUGCCCUGUACUUGGGUCAAGUGGGCGGGAGGAUGAUAUAGGCAGCAAGGCAGCCAGGCACAGUCCAGAAGCCUGGGGCACAUGAAGAACCAAUAUGAAAUAAAGGCAAGAGUAGGACUUCAUAGUGCGUGUUUUAAAGAAUGUGUGUCAGGCUGCUUCAGUAAGAAUGUUUCUGUCUGCUUGGGUCAGUGUGUGUGUCUGCUUGAGUCAAGGUGUGUCUGCUUUGAUCAGUGUGUCUGCUUGAGUCAGUGUGUGUGUCUACUUGAGUCAUUCUGUGUCUGCUUUGUUCAGUGUGUCUGCAUGGGUUAGUGUGUAUGUCUGUGUGUCAGUCUGCAUAUGUCAGUGUGUGUGUGCGCUUGGGCCAGUGUUUGUGUGUGUGUGUGUGCUUGGGCCAGUGUGUGUGUCUGCUUGGGUCAGUGUGUGUUUGUCAGUCUACAUGAAUCAGUGGAUGUAUGCUUGAGUCAGUGUGUGUCACUCUGCAUCACUUUGAGUGUGCAUUGGUCACUGAUUGUGAUCGUGUGGACCAUUGAGUGUGAGUGAGUGAACGAGUGUGUGUAUGUAUGUAUCAGUGAUUGCAUUUGGGCAGAACGGACUAUUUUAAUAAAAAUAAGAAAAUACAGGGAGUGCAGAAUUAUUAGGCAAAUGAGUAUUUUGACCACAUCAUCCUCUUUAUGCAUGUUGUCUUACUCCAAGCUGUAUAGGCUCGAAAGCCUACUACCAAUUAAGCAUAUUAGGUGAUGUGCAUCUCUGUAAUGAGAAGGGGUGUGGUCUAAUGACAUCAACACCCUAUAUCAGGUGUGCAUAAUUAUUAGGCAACUUCCUUUCCUUUGGCAAAAUGGGUCAAAAGAAGGACUUGACAGGCUCAGAAAAGUCAAAAAUAGUGAGAUAUCUUGCAGAGGGAUGCAGCACUCUUAAAAUUGCAAAGCUUCUGAAGCGUGAUCAUCGAACAAUCAAGCGUUUCAUUCAAAAUAGUCAACAGGGUCGCAAGAAGCGUGUGGAAAAACCAAGGCGCAAAAUAACUGCCCAUGAACUGAGAAAAGUCAAGCGUGCAGCUGCCACGAUGCCACUUGCCACCAGUUUGGCCAUAUUUCAGAGCUGCAACAUCACUGGAGUGCCCAAAAGCACAAGGUGUGCAAUACUCAGAGACAUGGCCAAGGUAAGAAAGGCUGAAAGACGACCACCACUGAACAAGACACACAAGCUGAAACGUCAAGACUGGGCCAAGAAAUAUCUCAAGACUGAUUUUUCUAAGGUUUUAUGGACUGAUGAAAUGAGAGUGAGUCUUGAUGGGCCAGAUGGAUGGGCCCGUGGCUGGAUUGGUAAAGGGCAGAGAGCUCCAGUCCGACUCAGACGCCAGCAAGGUGGAGGUGGAGUACUGGUUUGGGCUGGUAUCAUCAAAGAUGAGCUUGUGGGGCCUUUUCGGGUUGAGGAUGGAGUCAAGCUCAACUCCCAGUCCUACUGCCAGUUCCUGGAAGACACCUUCUUCAAGCAGUGGUACAGGAAGAAGUCUGCAUCCUUCAAGAAAAACAUGAUUUUCAUGCAGGACAAUGCUCCAUCACACGCGUCCAAGUACUCCACAGCGUGGCUGGCAAGAAAGGGUAUAAAAGAAGAAAAUCUAAUGACAUGGCCUCCUUGUUCACCUGAUCUGAACCCCAUUGAGAACCUGUGGUCCAUCAUCAAAUGUGAGAUUUACAAGGAGGGAAAACAGUACACCUCUCUGAACAGUGUCUGGGAGGCUGUGGUUGCUGCUGCACGCAAUGUUGAUGGUGAACAGAUCAAAACACUGACAGAAUCCAUGGAUGGCAGGCUUUUGAGUGUCCUUGCAAAGAAAGGUGGCUAUAUUGGUCACUGAUUUGUUUUUGUUUUGUUUUUGAAUGUCAGAAAUGUAUAUUUGUGAAUGUUGAGAUGUUAUAUUGGUUUCACUGGUAAUAAUAAAUAAUUGAAAUGGGUAUAUAUUUGUUUUUUGUUAAGUUGCCUAAUAAUUAUGCACAGUAAUAGUCACCUGCACACACAGAUAUCCCCCUAACAUAGCUAAAACUAAAAACAAACUAAAAACUACUUCCAAAAAUAUUCAGCUUUGAUAUUAAUGAGUUUUUUGGGUUCAUUGAGAACAUGGUUGUUGUUCAAUAAUAAAAUUAAUCCUCAAAAAUACAACUUGCCUAAUAAUUCUGCACUCCCUGUAAAUACUGUUACAGGAACAAUAUAGUGUUAGGAAUAUAAACCUGUAUUCCGAAUACUACAGUGUCUCUAUAUAAAAAAAAGGGCUGUGGUGUCUACUUACGUUUACCUUUUUCAAGCACCAAGACUCCCCUGCACUGCUUGCCUCCUUACCUCCCUCAAUGACACUGAUGGGGAAUGCUGAUCCAAUCCAAUAUUCCUCAUACAGGAGCAUUAGGGACCUGAGGCGCAUAAGUGGCAAGCACUAUGCACUUACAACGCUACUCAUAGUUAAACAUGGCACUGUACUCGAGGGGCCUCUAGUGGAUGUCAGUGUUACAGCUACUAGAUGCUAGCAGAAUACUUGGUUGUAUAGGAAAAAGUAUUAGCAGUAGAAAGAGGGAAGUGCUCAUGCCAUUGUACAGAACACUGGUGAGACCUCACUUGGAGUAUUGUACGCAGUACUGGAGACCGUAUCUUCAGAAGGAUAUUGAUACUUUAGAGAGUGUUCAGAGAAGGGCUACUAAACUGGUUCAUGGAUUGCAGGAUAAAACUUACAAGGAAAGGUUAAAGAAACUUAACAUGUAUAGCUUGGAGGAAAGACGAGACAGGGGGGAUAUGAUAGAAACAUUUAAAUAUAUAAAGGGAAUCAACACAGUAAAGGAGGAGACUAUAUUUAAAAGAAGAAAAACUACCAAAACAAGAGGACAUAGCCUUAAAUUAGAGGGGCAGAGGUUAAAAAUAAUAUCAGAAAGUAUUACUUUACUGAGACGGUAGUGGACGCAUGGAAUAGCCUUCCAGCUGAAGUGGUAGAGGUUAACACAGUGAGGGAAUUUAAGCAUGUGUGGGAUAGGCAUAAGGCUAUCCUAGCUAUACGAUAAGGCCAGGGACUAAUGAAAGUAUUUAGAAAAUUGGGCAGACUAGAUGGGCCGAAUGGUUCUUAUCCAUCACAUUCUAUGUUUCUAUAUGCACUGCUUAGAGGAGGGGGGCACUGGUAUACCUGAUAUGAGUAUUUUUACAACUAAGGGGCUAUGCAUAUCCAGCUGUGUAUUUUUAUUUUAUGCUAUUCUAGACAUGACUAAACUCAGGCACCCCCUAAUCUAAAUUUAUCCCACCACUUCCUGGCAAGUAAUUGCCAGGAAGUGGUGAACCUCUUGCACCUCUUCCUGUUUAGCACCAGCACACGCUUUGACUGACAGACACACGCCCUCACUGAUACACAUACACUCAUUGACAGACACACUGUCAUUGGCACACACACACACUGUUUUACCUGAAUGGUGAUUCCAUUCUGCUGAAACGAUCUGAGCACCAUUUGGAUAUAUUGGGUGCUCAGAUCAGAGCUAUUCAGGGAUAUACGAAUUGUGGGGUUCCUGUGAAUUAUGACUAUGUUUUUGGGGUGUUUUAUAUAUAUAUGUGUUAUAUAUUUUCCUGUACCUGAGAGAUAAUUGAGUUACCCAGUUUUGACUCAAUUAUAGGGUUUUUGCAUGUUCUAGGGAGUUUUACUUAUCUAAUGUUGUCCCCUAUAAGCGCCAACCAUUUUUUAUCCUCAGCUUCUGGUGCUUUACCCACCAGGAGCCCACAUCAGUGCUGUAUUCUCGCACAUGUGCAUUAGUACAAUACUGAUGUCUAUGGUGGACCAAGCGAGGCCGGGGGAGCCUCUAUAGAUAACUGUGUCUUGAGCGAUAUUGCCUUAUUUGCACAGCCAUUGCUAGUGAUGGUUGUGGGAAGUGAGGAAACUUGAUGAUGGUAGGUCCACCUAUUUUGUCAAGUUUUGUGGAUUUAUGAUCCAUGAAAAGUUGCACACAGAGGAUUUACUUGCUGUUUUUUAUUUAAUUUUACAAAAAAAAUACAGGUAUAAUCAAUGUUUCGUGAUAACUAUUUAUUAGUUUGCUACAAUGACCCUUGCAUUUGUUUGUUUCUUGUAGGUUGCUUCCCUUGGGGUAACGACUUUCACAUUGUGCGCUCUGUGCAUUGACCGAUUCCGAGCUGCUACCAACGUACAGAUGUAUUACGAAAUGAUUGAGAACUGCACAUCGACGACUGCCAAGCUUGCUGUGAUAUGGGUGGGUGCCCUCCUUCUAGCAUUGCCUGAAGUUGUCCUUCGUCAGUUAUCGAAGGACGAGUCGGCACUCAAUGCCAAUACCCUGAGUGAGCGCUGUGUCGUUAAAAUCUCCACGGAUCUUCCUGAUACCAUUUACGUUCUAGCUCUCACUUAUGAUGGUGCGAGGCUUUGGUGGUACUUUGGAUGUUAUUUUUGUUUACCCACUCUUUUCACAAUCACCUGCUCCCUAGUGACAGCGAGAAAGAUAAGGAAAGCAGAGAAAGCUUGCACAAGAGGAAACAAAAGGCAGAUCCAGCUUGAAAGUCAGAUGAACUGCACAGUCGUAGCUUUGACCAUCUUGUACGGCUUUUGCAUUAUACCUGAAAAUAUCUGUAACAUCGUAACAGCUUACAUGUCCACUGGGGUCACCAGGCAGACUUUAGAUCUUCUUCAUCUCAUUAGUCAGUUUCUUUUGUUUUUUAAAUCAUGUGUUACCCCGGUUCUGCUCUUUUGCCUUUGCAAGCCUUUCAGUAGAGCGUUCGUGGAAUGCUGUUGUUGCUGUUGUGAUGAAUGCAUUCAGAAGUCCUCAACUGCAACCAGUGAUGACAAUGACAAUGAAUAUACAACAGAACUAGAACUUUCCCCUUUCAGUACGAUACGUCGUGAAAUGUCCACGUUUGCCUCUGUUGGUACCCAUUGUUGA
Pelobates cultripes (western spadefoot toad) is the source of this 19454-nucleotide messenger RNA. The record is from the annotation of a GenBank genome assembly. Lineage: Eukaryota; Metazoa; Chordata; Amphibia; Anura; Pelobatidae.